Molecule: messenger RNA, 2009 nt
Organism: Dioscorea cayenensis subsp. rotundata (Guinea yam)
Lineage: Eukaryota; Viridiplantae; Streptophyta; Magnoliopsida; Dioscoreales; Dioscoreaceae
Product: (6-4)DNA photolyase
Exons: 14
Coding region: 69-1676 (535 amino acids)
Biological process (GO): entrainment of circadian clock by photoperiod; circadian regulation of gene expression
Cellular component (GO): cytoplasm; nucleus
Molecular function (GO): DNA binding; FAD binding
Source: RefSeq, a predicted model, not a curated record
AAGCACUUAUUCAUCACCAUCACAUUCACUAACCUAGAAACCCUCAUCUCUCUUCAGCGAUCUCUCCAAUGGAGUACAACGCCAUGGUUUGGUUUCGCAAAGGGCUUCGAAUUCAUGACAACCCAGCCCUUGACCUCGCUUGCCGGCGAUCAAAGCAUCUCUUCCCGGUCUUCGUUCUCGAUCCGCGAUACCUAGACCCGGACCCCUCGGCCUUCUCUCCCGGUUCCACUCGCUCUGGCCUUAAUCGGAUCCGGUUCCUCCUGGAAAGCCUCUCCGAUCUAGAUUCCAGUCUCAGGAAGCUUGGUUCUCGUCUCCUUGUCCUCCGCGGGGAUCCCGUCCGUGUGGUUUCCCAGAUUUUGAUGGAUUGGAACAUUGGAACCCUUUGCUUUGAGUUUGAUACGGAACCCUACUCACAAGUUCGAGAUAAUCAAGUGAAGGAUUUUGCAUCAAAAUGUGGGAUUCAGGUGUUUUCUCCCAUCAGCCAUACUCUCUUCAAUCCUGUAGAUAUCAUCAAAAAGAAUGGGGGAAAGCCACCUUUGACAUAUCAAGCAUUUGUGAAGCUUGCUGGGAAACCUCCACCACCCCUUACUGAAACAUACACUUGGCUCCCUCCAAUAGGUGACCUACAGGGCUGUGAAUUGUUAGAUAUUCCACAAAUUGAUGAACUUGGCUAUGGAGAUAUAAGUCAGGAAGAAUUUUCUCCCAUUCGAGGAGGUGAAUCAGAAGCUCUUAAGAGGUUGGAGGAAUCCCUCAAAAAUAAGGAGUGGGUGGCAAAAUUUGAGAAACCUAAGGGUGAUCCCUCUGCAUUUCUUAAGCCUGCAACCACACUCUUAUCACCAUAUUUGAAGUUUGGGUGUCUUUCAUCAAGAUACUUUUAUCAGUGCAUUCAGAAUGUUUACAAAAAUGUUGGAAAACAUACAUUCCCUCCAGUUUCACUUGUUGGGCAGUUAUUGUGGCGAGAAUUUUUCUAUACUGUGGCUUUUGGAACUCCAAAUUUUGAUCAAAUGAAAGGAAACAAAAUUUGCAAACAGAUUCCAUGGAAUGAUAAUGAAGGAUUACUUAUUGCUUGGAGAGAGGGUCGAACUGGAUAUCCAUGGAUAGAUGCUAUUAUGAUCCAGCUUAAGAAGUGGGGUUGGAUGCAUCAUCUAGCACGCCAUUCAGUUGCAUGUUUUUUGACUCGUGGUGAUCUGUUCAUUCAUUGGGAGAAAGGGCGUGAUGUGUUUGAGAGACAACUUAUAGAUUCUGAUUGGGCAAUAAACAAUGGAAACUGGUUGUGGCUUUCUUGUUCAUCCUUCUUCUACCAGUAUCACCGCAUAUACUCCCCCACUACAUUUGGAAAAAAGUACGACCCUGAUGGAAAGUUCAUCAGGCAUUUUCUACCCGUGUUAAAAGAUAUGCCGAAGGAGUAUAUAUAUGAACCUUGGUCUGCACCACUUAGUGUCCAAGAAAAGGCAAAAUGCAUAAUCGGAAGAGACUACCCUAAACCAGUGGUCGACCAUGGCAUAGCAAGCAAAGAAUGCAAGAGGAGAAUAGGAGAAGCUUAUGCAUUAAACCUUCCUAGUGACAGCUUGGAAACUGAAGAGAAAUUAAGUGGGCUCAGGAGGAAAUUGGAAGAGGAUAAUAAGGACAUUACUACAUACAUCAGUUCAAAACAGAGAAAGAGAAAAGAUAAGUAACAGGGCUGCAUCUUUUAUAAUGGAUUAAUCAGAUAGAAACUUUGAAUAGUUCAACCUUGUUUUCAAAAGUCAGCGUCCUUUACCAGCUAACAAUUUGUUUUCCCCUCUGCCCACAAUUAUGUUGUUUAAGGUAAGAAACACUCAUCAAUCUUGCAAUGGAAUUACGUCAUGAUGAUACCUUCGGCUCAUUAGCUAACUGAAUUUGUGUUAUUGGAAUUCAACCACAUUUUGUGUAUAAGUAACAGGAAUCAGAAAUUAAUGCAAUUUCACUAUGUUAUUUAUUGGGCUGCUAAUAAUGAUUUCCAAAGAUGUAGAAAAUUAAACUUUUUUUUA